AUGAAUUCUGCAGGAGAGUUGGAAGCAAUUCCAAUCAAAGAUACACCAGCAAAUAAUGAUGAAGUGGUCAUCAUUUACUCGAAUACGAAUGAACGACGUGGAUGGGAUAAGAAAGUCGAAUUUUUGAUGACAUGUAUUGGUUAUGCUGUGGGUCUGGGAAAUGUUUGGAGAUUUCCUUAUUUAUGUUUUAAAAAUGGUGGGGGUGCAUUCUUAAUUCCCUAUACAUGUAUGCUAACAUUCCUUGGAUUACCGUUGUUUUUUCUGGAACUGGCUUUUGGUCAAUUCGCCAGCCUAGGUCCUAUAUCCGUGUGGAAUAUUAGUCCUUUGUUUAAAGGUAUUGGUCAUGCUAUGGUACUUUUGUCAUGGUUAGUAAAUGUAUACUAUCAAAUUAUAGUGGUACACUGCUUCUAUUACUUUUGUGUCAGUUUUACAAAUACACUACCUUGGACAGAUUGUGAUCCAUCAUGGAGCAGUCCUCGAUGUGUUGACCACCAUAACGCGCAUUUUACCAACAUUACAAAUCCAACAUCCCCAUCAGAAGAAUAUUAUAGCAAUCGAGUUCUACAAAUAUCCUCUGGUUUUGAUGAUUUUGGUCUACCGAAUUGGGAAUUAGCACUGCUACUUUUAUGUUCUUGGGGUAUAUGUGCACUUGCUGUUAUAAAAGGGGUCCAGUCGCUGGGUAAAGUCUCUUACUUUACUGGUUUAUUUCCAUAUGUCAUGCUAACUAUUCUACUUGUACGAGGUGCGUUAUUACCGGGUUCUGGAACUGGUGUACUUUACUAUCUGACGCCGGAUUUUUCACGGUUAGCAGAUCCAAAAGUGUGGUCAGACGCAGCUACGCAAAUUUUUUUCUCUCUUGGCUGCUGCAAUGGUGGUUUGAUUACGGUUUCAAGCUAUAAUAAAUUCAAGAAUAACUGUUGCAGAGACGCUGUCAUAGUUGCCGUGAUCAAUUGCUUAACCUCUGUAUAUGCUGGUUUUAUUAUAUUCGCAAACUUAGGCUUUAUGGCCUACAAAAAGAAUACUACAGUUGCUGCAGUUGCAUCUGGGGGUCCUGGACUUGCCUUCGUCGUCUACCCUGAAGCAAUCACAAAUAUGCCAUUUUCGAGCUUCUGGUCUGUACUAUUCUUCCUGAUGAUGAUGACAUUAGGUUUCGGCUCACAGUUUUCCAUUUUGGAGACAACACUUUCUGGUGUGCAAGAUGAACUGAGAAGAUACGGAUUUCAGUUAACAGAGAAACGUAAAAUUAUUUUUCGUAGGAUCCUGUUAUUCAUUCAUAAAUUUUUAAUUGAUUUUAUAGUAUUGAAAUGA
This is a messenger RNA of Heterobilharzia americana, 1308 nucleotides long. The record is from the annotation of a GenBank genome assembly. Lineage: Eukaryota; Metazoa; Platyhelminthes; Trematoda; Strigeidida; Schistosomatidae.